AGUAAAUGUAAACAAAACAUUUUUGUUGGGGAGAGUGACAGGUAGUUGUGUUGUUACCGGACCGGUAAUGGCCAGGUGAGACCAGGGGAGGCCAGGGGAGACCAGGGGAGGCCAGAGAUGUCGCUGUUCAAAGCACGAGACUGGUGGUCAACGGUGGUGGAAGGAGAGGAAGGUGCAGAGGAAGAGUGUGAUGUGGGCUGCUUAGUCAUUGCAAACAUCAAUAAUGAAAAGCCACCUAAGGACAAGAUCGUGGUGGGCGGAUUCUCCGGUACCCUCAGGGUUUUCUUCCCUCAGUCUUUCGUGCAAGAAAGUGGAGAGGAAAUUUCCGGGUAUCGUGCUGACCAUGUGCUGCUGGAGACCACACUUAGUUACCCGAUUCUACAGUUGGCUGUGGGCAGAUUUACCUCGAGUAAUGACUUGAACCACCUGUGUGUCCUCCAUCCUGACCGCCUUGCUGUAUACACUGUCUCAGUGACCGCGGGUCAGGCUGGCCAUGGUGACCACACACGUCUCGCCAUUGCCUACCAACACAAACUUCAGCGGAAUGCCCACUCCAUGAUUACAGGAUCUUUUGGAGGUGUGAAGGGAAAAGAUUAUAUUGCUGUUCAGUCACUAGAUGGCUGCAUUACCGUCUUCGAACAAGAAAGCUUUGCAUUCUCUAGUUUUCUUCCUGGGUUUUUGCUGCCUGGCCCUAUAGCCUAUGUUCCCAAGACUGACUCCCUCGUUACAGUGGGUUCUGACUGGUGCCUUCAGUGUUUCAAAUACCAAGCUGUGGCUGUGGCAGCAGACAAUGAGAAAGAUAGCAUCAGUAAAGGAGGGAAGCGCCUGGCCCCAGAGUGGACACAGCAGCUGGGAGAACCAGCUUUAGAUCUGUGUGUUCUGUCUCCACCAGAUGGCCCCACAAGUGUUCUUGUCCUAGCCCACCAUGCCGUCUUCUGCUUCAAGGAGUCUGGGGUCUUGAAAUUUGUUAAGAAGCUCGAGUACAGUCCAUCCUGCUUCAUAGCUUUUAUUGUUGACAAUUACGUGCAAGUUUGUGUCGCCAGCCACACACAAAACUUGUUGGUGUACCAGGAGUCUGAGCUGAAGUGGGCAUCACAAUUACCUUUCGUUCCUGUUGCUCUGGCUCGGGCCAGCUUUCCGGGUCAGCGUUUCUUAAGGGGCAUUACCGGAGCAGUUGUGAUGCUUGGAGAAACAGGCCAGCUUCAGGUCUCGUAUCUGGGGACUGAUCCGUCAUUUUUCGUGGCUCCUCCAGCAGAAACUCGUGAGAUUAAUUAUGACCAAACAGACAAGGAACUGUCUCAGCUGCAUAAAAUAAUUAAGGCAUCAACGAAAGACACAGGAGCACUGGUGAGCAUGAAUCGCGGUGAUAGUGACCUCCUGGUGUCGGCAACAGUGGGAACACAGCUGGAGACUUGGACUGGGCACACUCGCGUUCAAAAUCCUGAGGGUGGGAUUCCUGCAGUGCCAGUGGUUAUGCGUCUUACCGCACACACGCCUCUCAACACUGUCAGAGUCAACAUAGCUGUGGAGAAGCCACUAGGUGUUACUCAAGACACCUUUGUUCUGCGGACAAUAUGUGAUACAAGUCAAAUCAUGGUCAAAUUCUACUAUGAGGAGCCCUACAUACCUACCAGUCUCUCCAUCAGCAUCAUCACGUCUUACGUGACACAUACUGGCAUUCCACGUAUCAUCACAAAUAAUCUGGAACUACCGAUGCGGCUUGUGGUAAAACCAAACAUGCCAACCAAGGAAGCUGACCAUAAAAUUACCAUCUCUACUAAUAAAGAUGCUGUCAACCUGCCAGAGCUGUUUCCAGAUUUAGUAUCAGAUUCCACUGUAGGAACAGCAAUGGGGCUUCAGUAUUAUAGUGGAGAAGACAUUACGAUCCUCUCUUCCCGCACCACCAACAGAUAUCGUCUUCAGUCUGAUAGUCUACCAGCUAUAUGGGUCGUCCUUCGUGAGCUUGUUCGUCGCUUAAAGAGUUACUGGGGUCAUCCCAGCCGACGAGAUAGCGAGGGACUUACUCUAGGUGUUGCAUCUUCACUUCCUACGCACGAACUUUUCUUUGAGAUUGAUGCCCAUUUUUUGCGUAGAAAAAAACAUCGGGAAUUAGAAGCCCAGCUGGUGCACAGAGCAACACAGUUUCGGGCCGUUCAGCGCCGCUUGCUCACCAAGUUCAAAGAUAAAACUCCGACACCACUGACCAAUUUGGACAACCUUCUGGAAGGAACCUACAAGCAGAUUUUACAAAUCACAGAUGCCAUCAAUGAAAAUAUUAUGGGUCUAGAAGAAGAUGGAUGUCGGCUGAGUUGCGUGGUGAGGCUGGUACUAGAGCUGGUGCGCCUUCAGACUGCAAUGCCAGAUCACCAAUAUUCUCUGCUAAGUGCUGCUUUAUCACCUAUAGUCUACUUAUCCAUGGACCAGGGCUGGGAGGAGAUAACCGAUGCCAGCGUGACCUUCUUGCUGAGAACAAUACUGGGCAGAGGACCCCGCGAUGCUACGUCCACCCCCGAGCUGACUGUGCCCGCCGACACAACGAAGCUGAAAAAGCAUUUGGCUCUCCUUUUGGAUAAGGUGACCAAAGGCAGAGUUGAACUCAGCCUUGAUGCUCCAGCACCCUCACCUACCACAGAUACUCGUGAAGAAACAUUUUAUAAAGAUGAAGAUGACUUGAUAGAGACCCCAGCCUUAACAACAGAGGACUCGACCGAUGUUCCUCUCGGAUCUCGACUGGGAGAGGAUCGAGCUCGAUCAGCCAGAGUUAGAUCAGCACGUAUCAUGUCUGCUCGCAAGGGUCCUGGUCGCAUGCCCACAGAUGGAGAGUCAAGUAUUGUGGAUGACACUCAGACUACAAAUACGUCAUCCCAAGACGUGCUUUCAGAUGACAACGUUGAUGCAGAUUCUGAAGGCCUGGUGAACACGACGGAAUUUGUUCACCAGAGUAGCUUCAGCAGUAUUCCUGAAGAUCCUGUUGCUGAAGACAGUGACAUGCCCAGCAACUCCCACAGCCCAGUUCAUGAGGAAACUGAUAGAAAUGAAACACCAUCACCAGAACAGCCUUCAGUAGAGCCUACUGCACUCCUUUCUGAAAAUUUAAAAGAUGCUAAAGGGCCUUUGAAGGAAAACAUUAUUGAGAGUCCCUCGGAUAUUUAUACAAUAGAAAGUACUGAUGAUAUAUGGUAGAUGGGCCUCUUGUGAAUGUGUACAGGCAGGCAGGUAUGGUAUAUCAGCGUAUGAAUUAUAAAAUUAGGAGAGAGUGGUUAAUCUUCGUCACCUCAAAGGUACCCUCUCAUUUCAUGUGUAAAAAAGCAUUGCUUCUUUGGAGACGCCACAGUUCACCCAUCGAAAAGCCACUAAUGGAAAUGUUAACAUUCCAGGUAGUUUUGUGUGUUUCCCGUAGUGUUAUAUGUUGUCCAUACCUUUAUAAUCACGCUGCAAAUCAGGCAGAGUCCAUUUCUUUUGCAGGGAUGUUGUUUAAUGAUGAUGAUUGUGAUGGUCAUUCAGCAGGAAACAACUGCUUGGAUCGUCAGUGUUGAAGUGUUUAUGUACUCGUCUAAGUGCUGCGGGGGUUGAGCUUUGGCUCUUUGGUCCCGCCUCUCAACUAGUGAGUGUGUCAUUGGCUUGGUGCCUUCUUUGGAUAGUUACUUGCAUAUUGCUUGUUUAUCUAUCCAACCAGCUGUGAUGAUUAUUAUUGUCAAUCAGCCAAAGUUACUAAUAGAUUUAUAAUCCGGCCGGCUGAGCGGACAGCAUGCUGGACACGUGAUCCUAUGGUCCCGGGUGCCGGCGAGAAACGAUGGGCAGAGUUUCUUUCACUCUAUGCCCCUGUUACCUAGCAGUAAAUAGGUACCUCUGAGUUAGUCAGCUGUCACAGGCUGCUUCCUAGGGGGUGGAGGCCUGGUCCAGGAUCGGGCCGCAGGGACACUAAAGCCCCGAAAUCAACUCAAGAAUCCAGAAGAGGUAAGGUCAGUAAAUGAGCCUUCCUUAUAGUCUCAGCCCAAAGAUGAUACAAUUGCCAUAACUAAUAGGUAAAAGGUGAAGAAUCCUACCUUACCUUGCGACGAUUUCAGAUCUCAAUGUCCCCGCACUCCAGUCUUUGACCAGGCCUACUACACAAGGCUUUAUAAAAGCAAGCCUUUCUCAGAACAAAGAUUUACAAGGAAUAAUUUCUACAGAAAUGAUCUUUAUGAAAACAAGGCUUUGCAAGAGCACCACUACACAAGAAUCUUUACUACAGCUCAUCCCACGUAAAGAAUGGUCUUCAGUAAAAGCUUGUCCUUGUAAGGUAUUUUCUUUACAAAAUUAAAGUACUGCAUUUUAAUUGGGUUUGUACAAGUAAAAUUUGUGCUGUAAUAAUUAGUUGUAGCAAAAAUAUUAUAUUUUGUAUGGUUAAUUGCAGUGCUGUACUAAAAAUGUCUGAUACCAGGCAUUCCUCUUGUGUGGUAGAAUAUUGUAGCUGGGAUCUUGGUGGUCUUUUUAUCACACAUAAGCUGCUAUCAUAAAGUUAUUGGCUCGUACAGCACUUUUGCUCAGUGUGAUAGCACGUACAACACAACAUGCACACUAACCCUUACUUAUUAGGAAGCCAUUUCAUGUACUGUAAUUGAUAGUAACUUUUGUUUUAUUUUAGUGCAUAACACUGAUAUUUGCUUUCCUAACACUUUAUUUCAUACAUGUAUACAUACACUAUAUAUAUAAUGUACAGUACUGUAUACAUGUCCAUCCACUUUGAAUGUUUGGUACAGUGAUGGCUUCACUUCUUAGAGGGCCAGCAACCAAUUCUCGGUGGCCCAAAUGGUUGGUCACAUCCCAUUGCUCCUUCCUAUCUUUAUCCCUUCUAAGUGCUAUAUUGUAGUCCUAUUGGCUUAAGAAAUUGAAACUGCCUAUUUUACCUUUUGGAGAUACUGUAUGUUGUGCAAUAUUUAAGUAAUUCUUCACUACUAUUUACCAUGUUCUCUAGUCAGUCAUGCGCCUCGUUGUACCGGUGUUUUACCACAGUCUUUCAAAUCAUCGUUGCCUCGUCUCCCAUGUUCAUGGAAGAAUGGAAAAUAAGUCGCAGUAAGGAAGGUAGUUGAAAGAAAAACACAAAUUUGAUAAGGAUCAGAACAGACCAAAAUGUCAUUUCACUCUAUUCAACCCAGAACACACACGUGAGGUAAUGUAAAGUAGAUAAAUGCCGACAAGUCUUAUUACUUACAAGCAAAAUUGUCAUUCAAGGUUCAUGCUGUCCUUCAUAUACCGCAAAUGCCUCUCAAAUAUUCUUGCACUAAAUUAUUUGACGACUUGCUGGCAUUUGUAUGUUUCUUGCAAUAAGAAUACAAAAUGUUAGCUAGUAGCUUAGAUGCCAAUUAUGAAAUCAGUUUAUAUAAGUAUAUAUACACACACACACACAUUUUGUAUAUUUUACUUGUCUUAAUUUUUAUUAAGGUAUUAUGUAUUGAUACAUGUAACAUCUUAAAAGUAUACAGUAAUGCUCAGUAUGUUUUACUUUACAUUCAAAUUGCGUAAAUAGGUUAAUGUUUAAAUUGACUUAUCGAUGCAGAUCCUUAUACCUAUCAAAACCUGUUUAUUUUGAUACUGUAUUCAUAGGUUUUUCCUCUUCUUAAAAUAGCCAGUUCAUUUAUUAUCACCUCAUAGAAUGCCCAAAUUAAACAAAAAAAGUCCAUGAUACCUAGUCAUUUGAUUAUCUUUCUGCUCUCGCUGAUAGUGGUAUACAGUAUAGCCUUCCAGCUAACUGGUAAUUAUAUCGUUUGCCUAUGUGCAUCGUUUGCGAUAUUUAGCGCCCUCUGAUUAUUCCGCACAUUGGAUGGUGCUACAUGGCCUUCCCAGCUUGGUGCCUUCUUUUGACAAUUACUUAUUGUUAGUCUAGUAAUCGGUAUAUUUGAGGAUAAAGGGAUUGUAAAGCCCCCAUUUUACUGUCGAAUAUUAUUGCAUAUUCAGGCAAAUAAACUUGUUUGGGAUAUGAAAUACUGUU
Messenger RNA from Procambarus clarkii (red swamp crayfish), 5971 nucleotides. RefSeq names its product Bardet-Biedl syndrome 9 (gene BBS9). Gene Ontology annotation, biological process: cilium assembly. NCBI's taxonomy places the organism in Eukaryota, Metazoa, Arthropoda, Malacostraca, Decapoda, Cambaridae. The record is from RefSeq and is a predicted model, not a curated record. Gene Ontology annotation, cellular component: membrane; BBSome.